CUGGCCCCCACUUUUCCUCCUCCAACUUGUCCCUCAGGCGCUGGUUCGGUGGGACGCCCACUGGUUCUACUAAGCCAACCUUCCCGCCGCCCUGUCCCAGAUGGGAUCACCGCCCUCUACCGUCGACUCCCCCGACCUCCCUCCCCCGUCCUCCCCAUGUCGGAACCCCGAUGCCAUUCUCCUCGGCCCUCCGCUUCGCCGGCGCUCAUGGACCUCGACCUCGACGUCUCCCCGUGGACGUUCGAUCCGAGCCCCUUGGUCGCGAGCCUCCCCUCCUCGUUCCUCCUCUCGUCCUCCUCUCCGCUGUUCUUCCCUCCUCCGCCUUCGCCGCUUUGGAUCUUCGAAGAUACUGCUGCCGUCGUCUCAAGUUCUCUCGCCGACGACCCGGGGUUUUUGAAGGGUAAUCAUGACAUGCGAAAUGCAAAGGCUAACAUGGCUGAUAGCAAAGCAAUGGAGCUACAAGUUCCAGCAGUGGAGGAGUUCUCGGAUGGUUCCUUUGUGAUCAAGGAGAGGAUGACACAGGCACUUCGGUACUUUAAGGAGUCAACAGAUCAUCAUGUUCUGGUUCAGGUUUGGGCGCCUGUAAAGAACGGGGAUCGUUGUGUUCUCACAACUUUGGGACAGCCCUUCAUUCUAGAUCCUGAGAGUACCAAGCUUCUUCAGUACAGAACGGUGUCUCUAAUGUACAUAUUUUCGGUUGAUGAAGAUGAUGAUGCCGAUUUGGGUCUCCCUGGCCGUGUUUUCACAAGAAGAAUGCCAGAAUGGACACCGAAUGUGCAAUACUAUAGCAGCAAGGAGUAUCAGCGCCUUAAUCAUGCUCUCUGUUAUAAUGUUCAGGGGACCCUGGCAUUGCCAGUUUUUGAACCAUCUGGUCAAUCCUGCAUUGGUGUAGUUGAGGUCGUCAUGACAUCGCAAAAGGUCAAUUAUGCGUAUGAGGUUGAUAAAGUUUGUAAAGCUCUAGAGGCUGUUAACCUGAAAAGUUCUGAGAUUUUGGACCAUCCAAAUGUUCUAAUAGCCAAUGAUGGACACCAAGCAGCUCUAGCCGAAAUUCUUGAAAUCUUAACACUGGUCUGUGAAGCAAAAAAGUUGCCGCUUGCUCAGACUUGGGUUCCAUGCAGGCAUCAAACUGUUCUGACACAUGGUGGUGGUCCUAAGAAGAUUUGUUCAAGAUUUGAUGGAAGUUGCAUGGGACAAGUCUGCAUGUCAACAACAGAUGUUGCCUUUUAUAUUAUCGACCCUCACCUGUGGGGAUUUAGAGAAGCUUGUGUGGAACAUCAUUUGCAGAAGGGACAAGGAGUGGCUGGUAAGACAUUUGCACAACGUAGGCCAUGUUUUUCUAAAGAUAUUACCAAGUAUUGUAAAAGUGAGUAUCCUCUUGUACAUUACGCACGGAUGUUUGGUUUAGCUGGAUGUCUUGCCAUAUGCUUACGAAGUAACCAUUUGGGCGAUGACGAUUACAUAUUGGAGUUCUUCCUUCCGGCUGAUUGUAAAAGCCCUGGUGAGCAACAGGAUUUGUUGAAUUCCAUUUCAGGUUUGUUGAAACAGUGUUUUCAGAAUCUAAAAUUCAUAACUGAGGUUAAGUUUCAAGGAGGAAAGUCUCCUGAAGUUGACUUAAUUGCGGAUGGUAGCUAUGAAUUGCGACCUAGACUCAUAUAUAGUCCACGUGGUGACACUGAUGUCCAUAUACCUUCUGAAGCUAAUAUUGAUGAACCUGUAGACAAUGAUGACUCACUAAAUGAGGAAAAUGCAACUCCUGAUUUGCAUGGGCAGCAUUUGGCUACAGAUUCAAAUGUCAAAAAGAAUGGUAACAAACUUUUAGACUCAACUGCAUUGGACAACAAAACCAGCUAUAUACCUGCAAAGCGGAGAGGCAAACCAGAGAAGACGAUCAGUUUAGAGUUACUUCAGCAAUACUUCUCUGGGAAUCUUAAAGAUGCUGCAAAGAGUCUGGGAGUUUGUCCGACAACCAUGAAGCGCAUCUGUCGGCAUCAUGGAAUUUCCAGAUGGCCAUCUCGGAAAAUUAAUAAGGUUAACCGGUCUCUUUCCAAGCUGAAGCAUGUGAUCGAGUCGGUCCAAGGUGCUGGGUCUUUGGAUUUGACCUCUCUAUCUUGUCCACUUCCAGUUGCUGUUGAUUCUGUUCCAUGGCCUGUUGAUUUGGAUAGUUUUAAGGACUUACAAGAUGGUGUUAAGAGGAGUGAAUUUUCUCCCGAGAAACCCUGUGAUAGAGAAGAUAAACUGGAGCAAUCUGUUUCUCCUUGGGUACAUGUUAAAGAACAAGUCGAUCCUCAGCUUAACCCUGUCAAGGAUUCUCGUCGCUCAACAGGAAGCUCUUCAGAAGGAAGCAUGGAUGCCCCUACUUCCCAAGGUUCAUGCCAGGGAAGUCCAGUUAAUAAUUUCUUUGUGAGUAGCCAGCCAGCAUUGUCGGACUUAAAUCAGGCACAAGGCACCAAUUGUUCCUCAAAACUCACAUUACAAAAUGCUUGCUAUUGGAGUCUGCUGAAUGAAAACUCACUACCUGUUGCUGUCAAUUCGAAGCCCCAACUACCAGUUGGAGUGCUAAUAAAAGAUUCUGGAAGCUCAAAAGAUUUGAAAAUUAAUUGUACUUUUGCAGGGGUGGGUUCCCGGGAUGAACCUGCCAUGAUUCUAACUCGUGAUACCUCACAACCUUGGGUGUCACAAGAAACUAAGGCACUGACAAUCAAGGCAAGUUACAAAGAAGAUAUAAUUAGAUUUCGAUUGCCACACAAUGCUGGUAUCUUGGCUUUGAAGGAUGAAAUUUCAAAGAAGUUGAAGUUGGAAGUUGGCACUUUUGAUAUCAAGUAUCUUGAUGAUGAUCAUGAGUGGGUCAUGUUGACCUGUGACUGGGAUUUGGAGGAAUGCUUAGAUGUUUGGAGAUCUUCUGGAGCUCAUAUAAUCAGGCUAUCUGUGCAUGAUACAGUGACCAAUCUUGGAAGCUCUUGCGAGAGUUCAGAGGUUGAUUAUCACAAUUAUGUCACCAGACAGUUCAACGUAGGUUAAACAUACAUUUCAGAGAUCAUCUUACAAAUGUAGGGAGCGGUGAUGUUUUGGCAUAAAAUCUCUUUUUUCUGUUUUGUUUUGAACAUUUUAAGUUGCAGGCUUGAUUGCAGAUUCUCUGAAAUGGCACCAGCAUCUGUGCAGGAACCACGAGUAAAAAGAAGAGAAAGAAACAAGUCACAGCAAUCUGUAUAUGAUGGACCAGACCAGGAUAUAAAAUGGCAUCAUUAGCACUACCUACUGACUGGGAAAUGUAGAACUGUAAUGGAGUUGUGUUCGAUAACUCUGGAAGACAGUAAAGUACUAUGGAUUCAGAAGCCAAGUUUUGUUCUGAGGUAGAAUAUAACUAUAAAUUUAAUUCUUCAUUGCUAUAUAAUGAUUUGUUAUCUUUUGUACAAAGUAGAAUAGCAUUCUUUAUGAGUUUUAAGUGGUGCUACAUGUGAAAUAUCAAGGACAUCUAGGAUUAAUUUUAAUUGUCCAGGAUGAUUUCGUUUGUUGCUAUUGGCAUAAAUUACUGUGCUGAUGCUCCCAUUAAGAACAUAUUUGUAUUUUUAAUGUCAAGUUCGAGUGAAUGUAUAGUCAUGAAAUGCUCUGAA
Musa acuminata AAA Group (dessert banana) is the source of this 3611-nucleotide messenger RNA. RefSeq names its product protein NLP3-like. Bases 157 to 3018 code for a protein of 953 amino acids. NCBI's taxonomy places the organism in Eukaryota, Viridiplantae, Streptophyta, Magnoliopsida, Zingiberales, Musaceae. The transcript is spliced from 5 exons. The record is from RefSeq and is a predicted model, not a curated record. Gene Ontology annotation, molecular function: DNA-binding transcription factor activity; protein binding.